UCUUAAGCAUCAACACUCAACACAUUCUUAUCUUAAACUUGAAAGCUUUUCCUUGCUCUAGUUCUUACAUACAUACAGAAAAAAUGGGUUUCCGUUUACCUGUUAUUCGAAGGGCAUCAUCAUUCUCAGCUAGCCAAGCAGCUUCAAAAUCUGUGGAACUCCCAAAAGGGUAUCUUGCAGUAUAUGUUGGAGAGAAUCAAAAGCGUUUUGUGAUCCCUGUAUCAUACUUGAACCAACCUUCAUUCCAAGACUUGUUGAGUCAAGCUGAAGAAGAAUUUGGAUAUGAUCAUCCCAUGGGAGGUCUCACUAUUCCUUGUAGUGAACAUGUCUUCGAACGAAUCACUUCUCGCUUGAAUGGGCUAUAAAUCUCAGACUGUAGAAGAUUGACAUAGAUUAGCAUAUACAUGUUGUAUAGAAUAGAUUAGUAUAGAGAAUCAGAUGACAAACUCAAAGAGUAUGUCUACUUUUGUUGAAUAGUGACAAAUUGACAAUGAAUUCAGUUACUCAAUUUUGUGUUUAUCAUAUAGCAUUGUUCACUUGUUCCUG
Arachis duranensis is the source of this 546-nucleotide messenger RNA. Its product is annotated as auxin-induced protein 15A-like. The transcript has a single exon. Lineage: Eukaryota; Viridiplantae; Streptophyta; Magnoliopsida; Fabales; Fabaceae. Gene Ontology annotation, biological process: response to auxin. Bases 84 to 365 code for a protein of 93 amino acids. The record is from RefSeq and is a predicted model, not a curated record.